AUGCAAGAUAAGGCCCAAAGCUCAAAGGCCAGCUAUGACAAGGCUGCCUUGCGUGAACGAAAAAAGAUCCUCGGAAGUGAUCCUGAGCAAAGCAUUCUCAUUCUGAUUCUAAAAGCAUGCACACCGACAUUCUCAAGACCUGACUUUGGAAAGACCUUACAAAGCAUCAAGGCCAAUUUUGUUCAAAGAGAUUACGAAGGAAUCUUUACGGAUGCAGAAAACUUGCAAGUUUACAGUGCCGCAUAUGUACCUGGACGAGCAUUGUGCUACUAUGAGAUUUUCUGUAGACCCCAACUGUCUAGGGUGCUUGCCAAAAACAGCCUGGUAUAUGCUGUUGGAUCAGGAAGUGGGUCCGAGUUGGUGAGUAUUGCGGCAGCAAUGACACGGGCACCAGCCGACCGUCAGAAGGUUCAUUUGGCUAUGCAAGAUAUUGGAGAAUGGGCAGAUGUACUUGGGUUGUUUGAAGAAAAGAUUCGUACCGACUGGAAGUUGACGACAGACCAAUUGACGUGCAUUUAUGAGCAAGGAGAUGUUCUUUCUACCGAGAAUGAAGCACGGCGUACAGAAUUGAUUUCGUCUGCAGACUUGAUUACAUUUAUGUUUGUAAUGAAUGAACUUUUUGUAAAGAAGGCCCCUGCAAUGGCUCUUAUCCAGUCGCUUGUGAGUUCGAUGAAGAAGGGAGCUCUUUUGCUGAUUGUGGAGUCUGCUGGUUCUUUUUCUCAUCUCAAAGUUGGAGACAAGACCUACAUGGUCUAUACCUUGUUGGAUGCCGUUAAGGAUCUUGAGUGCCUGAUUUCAGAAAAUUCGCUGUGGCUUUCUUACUUACCAGACUUCAAUUCCUCCAAUGAAAACAGUAGUACUGGAUCCAAUGAUUAA
This is a messenger RNA of Phycomyces blakesleeanus NRRL 1555(-), 876 nucleotides long. RefSeq lists its product as hypothetical. NCBI's taxonomy places the organism in Eukaryota, Fungi, Mucoromycota, Mucoromycetes, Mucorales, Phycomycetaceae. The record is from RefSeq and is a predicted model, not a curated record. The transcript has 4 exons. The coding region runs from base 1 to 876 and encodes 291 amino acids.